AACUACUAGUGCCAUCUGGCGAGCAGCGGCGGCCGUAGAAGCGCGGCGGACGUCUGGUUCCUGUGCGGGUUUUCUAUCAGUUUGACGAUGAUAAGUGUAUGUAUCACUUAAUUAAGGCCCAGAACACUGGCUACGCUUGUCCUCGGUAACACGGGAAGCCGAAAACUACUCAUCUGCUUCGUUCAUCACAGCAAUGGCAGACUAUGAUUCAACGCCGUCGCCUGUAUUGGAGGAGGAUUUCGAAGAGCUCAAGAAACGACUAAAGAUGAUAUUUGAUGCCGACCCGGAGCAGUAUCACAAUGACUACUCCAUCAAAAGGUUUCUGAGAGCCUUUCGCACCGUCGAUGCCGCAUUCCAGGCAAUUCUUAAGUGCAACAAGUGGCGUACUGAAUAUGGCGUCAAGUCUAUCAGUGCAAAUGACCCGGAUAUCAAAAGAAACAUUGAAGCAAAGAAGGCCAUGGUUCUCCCCAAUCGGGACUUCUAUGGCAGGCCCGUCAUAUAUAUCCCUGCCCGCAAGCAUAACGUACAAGAGCGGGAGAUAGACGAAUUGACUAGAUUCAUCGUGUACGUUUUGGAGGAGGCGUGCAAGAAAUGCUUCGAAGAAGUGGUCGAUAACCUGUGCAUCAUCUUUGAUCUUAAGGAUUUUGGCCUUAACAGCAUGGACUAUCCGCUUAUCAAAAACCUCAUCUGGCUGCUUAGCAAGCACUAUCCUGAACGGCUGGGCAUCUGUCUCAUUCUCAACUCGCCUGCAAUUUUCUCGGGGUGCUGGAGUGUCAUCCGCGGUUGGCUCAACGAGGUCACAGCGAAAAAGGUGGUGUUCAUAGGCAGUCAAGAAGACUUGGUGAAGUACGUCCACCCAGACAUACUGCCCAACCUCUAACGGAGGAACGCUUCCCUAGAGAGAACCAUUAGGGAUCACAACACAGCCGUCAGCCACAUCAUCCACAACCCAGUCUCCUUUCACAAGCACCUGUGGCCACGGGUCGGGGCCAGAGGAUGGCAGCAGCAAGACAAUGUGUGCAACCCCACAUGGAUUCCAGUCCCUUUGUUUUUGGUCACUUGAACUUAGCUAUUGAGCCACAUCAACAAGUUAACCAUGCGACACUUCGUUGGCAGCUUCAUAUAAUGAGCAUUGAACUGGUUUUUAUUUGUACACCCAUACGUAUGUGUUUGUUGGCGACUGCAGUACAAUUAUUGUUAUGCUGGCAGAGGUGUUGUAUAUGAUUUUAUUGCCAAACAAGCCAUUGUGACAAGUUGUAAACGAAAAUGCUCACACCAUGUUCAAAGGCAUGACUUGGUGCAGUUGCUUUGUGCAAGCCAUUUAGCGUCGCAAAUGUGUACAUGUGAACAGAGAAUUUCGCUUCAGAACUGGUUGAGCAGUAAUAUCUGCUUGCUAUGAUCUGCAGUUGUUUCAGUUAAGGCAUGUUAUGCUUGCUUCAUUAUGGUCUAAGUGGGGGGAAGGUCUCUCCCAGCACAAGUUUAGCUUGGAAUUGAUAUCUGCACUCAACUGUGUGGUUGAACGAGAAAAUUGUCUUGCAUGCCUGAAAUGAUUUAAGCACAUAGGAAGCAUAUUUAUAUAACAGUUCAAAUACCGAUAUAUGCUACACUUAUUUUACGUUUCAAAAUUCUUGCAUAUACAAUUGGAAAAAGUGCUUCUGAAAAAUCUGUACUAAAAGCUGCUUUACGGGUGGCGAUUCUCAGUGCUUCUUGCACAUUUGUUUACGGAGCCUCUAAAUCUUGCCAACUGCAAUGGUCGUUUAAGGUCAGUAUGGAUUUCACAGGGAAAGAGCAUGUUGUGGUGCAUGAGCACGGUAAAAUAAAAGGAAUUGGCAUUAAGAAGCAAUGGCAAAGUAUGGACUCGGUGUUCCUGCUGCUUUGUUUUAGUGUUCUGAAAAAGUCAGUGUUCAGUUGAAAUUUGUUCAAGCUUUCAGAGAAACCCUCUGCAACUCAUAAUCAAUAUAUUAACAUUUUGUGCAUGUUGUUAUUGAAAGGAUGGAAGCAGCCUUGUCAACACCGAGGCAGGCUACCACAGACAACCAUGGAAUGUGGACCUCCUCUAUGUGCACACAAUAGGCUUGCAGAUUUGUUCAUGCAAGUCUGCAUCAAUGCAUGACUGGACGAUGGAAUUAGUUGAAAGCAGUUUUGCUCACUGGCAUUUUGGGGUAUCUUGGUUGAAUACUUAGGUUGCAAGAGCCAAUUGCCAAUAUAUUAGGUGGUUAUUCACACAGCAUUAAAAAAAAAAAAGCAAUUACGAGCCAGUUCGAGCAUACCCUUGCAUCAUUUAGAAGUGUUUGAGGGGCCCUUAAUAUACAUCUACUCAUUACUUGCUCGCAACCUGCUUCUAAAGAGAACAUUACGAAGUGUGCAUGCAAUGCUGCAACAUGGCUCUUUGGAUGUUUAUUUUUGGUAAGCAGCUUCCUGGGCAUCUACAAUUUCUUAAAGAGCUUCUUCUCUGACCAAACUACUGUGCAUUCUUGUGGGAAUGAUGGUGAAAGAAGUUGCCAGUCCCCACCUACUUGUGAAGUGCCAGGCUUUCACUUGCACUGUUUGCUUCUUGAAAUGGGCUUUACUUACUUUAUUUGUGGCACAGAACGCUGUUGUUAAAAACGCUUCAUUAUUGCGGUCUGAGAUCGAGUGCUGAUUAUGUGGUCCCAGUAGACAGCCAACCCUUAUCUGAAGGUUCUGGGUGGCAUUUGUCACUUCGCAGUUAUGUUGUGUGUGCUCUUGAGCAUGGUACAA
Molecule: messenger RNA, 2739 nt
Organism: Dermacentor andersoni
Lineage: Eukaryota; Metazoa; Arthropoda; Arachnida; Ixodida; Ixodidae
Source: RefSeq, a predicted model, not a curated record